Molecule: messenger RNA, 741 nt
Organism: Gongylonema pulchrum
Lineage: Eukaryota; Metazoa; Nematoda; Chromadorea; Rhabditida; Gongylonematidae
Source: the annotation of a GenBank genome assembly
AUGGAAAUGACUGAAGAGCCACUGCUAAAAAGUAAUAGUUCAGCAAUAAUUUUUGAAAAGAAAUCAAUGCAGAUGAGAAUUUCACGACGAAAGCCAAAUUUGGAUAUGGUGACGCGCAACUGGACCCAUGAAGAAUCCGACUAUGUAAUUGAUGAGCGAUAUACGGAACACACUGCAUCGCAUGGUAGCGGCACAGUCGCAUCUGGAUCAUCGGAUAUUUUAAAAGAAACAACAUCAGAAUCAAACUGCCGUGUUUAUCACGGCAGCUAUUUGCUUUCGGCCUCCGCAAUUUUCACUUUUGAUGAUUUCACAGGAAUUGGCGUCGUUUGCAAAUGCCCGGAAGGGUCGAAUGGCGAGAGUUUGGACCGGAACUGCAGGCGACUGAAGGCAUGCCUCAACAAUGGUUAUCGUUCCUUCAGUUCCGGUUCCUACUGCAUUUGCCCGGAACCAUAUUUCGGGGAGCAGUGCGAAAAAUACUGCGACCAGGGCCAACGGAUGAAAGAAAAGCCAAGCCAUUUCAUUGCUGCAGGCGCAAAUGGUCGCGACUAUUGCGGCUGCGUGCCAUUUUACCAAGGUGAAGAGUGUCGUGACAUGGUAUGUCUAAACGGAGGCACGGAGAUUCGGCGUCGAUGUCGGUGCCCACCGAAUUUCCUCGGCUAUCAUUGCGAGAUCGAUGCAAAUCGUACAUCUGUUGUGUCACGAUUCCAUGGCUACGGAGAACAGGUUCCUGAUUCUGCUUGA